Solanum verrucosum is the source of this 1277-nucleotide messenger RNA. Its product is annotated as transcription factor MYC4-like. Gene Ontology annotation, cellular component: nucleus. Bases 3 to 1172 code for a protein of 389 amino acids. The record is from RefSeq and is a predicted model, not a curated record. NCBI's taxonomy places the organism in Eukaryota, Viridiplantae, Streptophyta, Magnoliopsida, Solanales, Solanaceae. The transcript has 3 exons. Gene Ontology annotation, biological process: regulation of DNA-templated transcription. Gene Ontology annotation, molecular function: DNA-binding transcription factor activity; protein dimerization activity; transcription cis-regulatory region binding.
AAAUGGAUGAACCAAUCUUUUCCCCUUCAUCAUCACGAUCAAGCCUUCAACAUAGACUUCAAUAUAUUUUCAAGAAUCAAACAAAUUAUUAUUCUGAUUGGGCGUAUGCUAUUUUCUGGCAAUCGUCGAAUAAUAGUCUUUCUUUAACAUGGGGUGAUGGCCAUUUAAACAUGAAGACGACGAAUAAUAAAGACGUCGAAUGGUUCUACUUGAUGUCUUUAGCUCAGUGUUUUUCUGUUGGUGAAGGAGUUGUUGGAAAAUGUUUUAGUAGUGAUUCUUUUGUGUGGCUAACAGGGGAUCAACAAUUUGAGUUUUGUCAUUGUGAAAGGGCUAAAGAAGCUCAUUAUGUUCAUGGGAUUAAUACUUUUGUAUAUAUUCCAAUUUCUAGUGGUGUGCUCGAACUGGGCUCGAGCACAGUGAUUAAACAGGACUUGAACUUGGUUCAACAAGUCAAGUCUCUGUUCUUUGGUUAUGAAACAAUUGGUCCAAUUGAUGAUUUUGGUCUUUUCAAUUGUUUGGAACAAUAUGGUCAAGAAGCAAAGAAAGGUGAAGUAGUAGUAGGUACAACACCACAGGAAAACAAAGUUGGAUUUAAGAGCAAGACUUUGAAGAAAAGGGGGAGAAAGGGGAGAGAGAUUUGCGAGACACAAGGAAACCACGUAGAGGCGGAGAGGCAGAGAAGAGAGAAACUUAACUCUCGAUUCUACGCGUUGCGCGAGGUGGUUCCAAACGUAACGAAAAUGGACAAAGCCACAUUGCUAUCAGAUGCUGUAACAUAUAUUACCCAACUGAAAGCUAAAGUGGAUGAAUUAGAAUCAAAACUUCAUAACAAUUACUAUUAUUCAGAGCACAAGAAGAAACACAAAAUGGAAAAUGAUAAUGUAGUGGACAACCAAAGCUCUACCACUUCUUGGGAUCAUACAAUGGUGAUUGAAGUGAAGAUGGUAGGUCAAGAUGCCAUGAUUAGGGUUCAAUCAGAAAAUGUGGAUUAUCCAUCAACAAGAUUGAUGUGUGCUCUUCAAGAAAUUGAACUACAUAUCUACCAUGCCAACAUCUCAAGUGUCAAUGAUCUUAUGCUACAUUACAUACUUGUUAAAGUUCCUCAAGGAUUGGAGACUGAAGAUGAAGUAAAAAAUGCUCUACUUAGAAGCUUAAAGCAAAUAACAUGUUGAUAAUUACCUAUUGGAGACUGAAGAUGAAGUAUGAUCUUCAGUCUCUUCUUUUCAUUUUUAAUCUUACCGUCAGAUCUCUCAAUAACAAUCUCGUAUGCUUUGACA